CACCGGUCGCGCCGGCGGUCUCGCGGGCCGAAUCGCAGUGGUCUUGGCUCAACCGGCCGAGUGCACGUUCAUCACGCCGUCCGGAUAUCCACCGUGCCACGCCGUGGCGCGAACCAGGCGUCCGUUUGCUGAAUGAUUUGGUUCUUUCUUCUCACUGUCAAGGCGGCGUCCAGCGCUCCGUUGGAUGCUCCGAAGCACAAGGUCUUCGAGCAAUAUGAGUUCUUGGAGAUCUUGCAGGUUGGGGAGGCGACCGAAGAAGGACUGCACCCACACGGCCGGACUGGCUCGCACCGCCGGACUGGCUCCGCGGGCGAAGCGGGACAACGAGACGGGUGGCUCCAGGUCUAUGACCAUGCAGUGAAGGCCAUGGCCUUUGGUCGUUGGAAUCACUUUUUGCAGUUGGUCUCUGAGAAAGCCUUUCCCAGCGGCCACCUGCCCGAUUUCGAGGAUCCCAAGGCCCUGGGUGCGGGCAGCUUUGCCAUCACCUACAAGGCCACCUACAAACCGACGGGCCAGGUGGUCGCGGUGAAAGUCUUCAAAGACAGUGCCGGUCUUUGGAUCACGGCCAGUGACUACGGUAAGUAUGAGAACAAUGCGAGGAUCAUCAACAUGAGCAGAACCGAAUGCGUGAACCUGCAGGAGAUCCAACAGCCGCAAUCACAAUCAAAGGAUCCGACCGGUUCCUCGCACGUGACGAAGUGCAUCUAUGAUGGCAUUACGAUCCCCUUGCAGGGCGGUGAGGAAUUUGAGAAUGUGCCUUUGCACAUUGUUACUUGGAUGAAUGAUGGCUGCGUGGGUGAAGGAGCUGUCAUUCUUCGCUCACCGGUGCCACCGAAGCCGAAGGGCGGCCCCUGUCGGUCGACCAAGCACGCCACCGAAGGGCGGAACGGAGCCGAUCCACCGGGAACGGAGUCGCAAGGGUCGGUGUUAGAGUUUGGGGGCACAGACGACCUGGACAAGUGGUGGGGAAAACAGCUGAAGCUGAAGAAAGCCAAUUCGGACUAUGUGAAGCUCAUGAAGAAGGCUACGAAAGGAAUGCUUGAAGGUCUACGGUUCUUGAGCGAGAGCCCGGGUGAUGUGCAAUGGGUGCACCAUGACUUGAAGCCUCAGAACAUGGUCGUGAACGACCAGACUGCGGAGGUAGUUGUAGUGGAUAUGGGCACAGCCUUGAGCACCAAGAACGAGACUGCGAAAUCCGCCUGUACACCCUUUUUUCGCCCGCCCUCCUUUGAUCACUACGGCGUCUUCGAAUCUGAGGUGGGCUUUCACCCACCGGUUUGGUCCUAUGACAUCUACUCUGCUGCCUUAUCCAUCUUUGGCAUGUCCUUAGAUGGAGACUUCUCCAGCGUCAAGGGCUUGGAUGGUCUGAGUGCCAUUCCGGUCUAUCCCCUCAUGCUUUACGUCAGUGUGCAGAAUUCGCUGGCGAGCAUGAGCGCAUUGAAGCAGAUUCAGAAGUGCGUCGGCCAGCGGCCCAACAAGCUGUGGUCCUGCACUGAGAAGCUCUUCAGAGAUGCUUGGAUCCAGGAGCAUGACAAAGGCAUCAAGAAGAUUCAAGAGAGCUCCGGUGAUGCGCGCAAGGCAGCACUGGCAGCGGUCGUGAACUGCCGGCGAUGGAAGGGCAACCCAGGUGAGUUCAUUUUGCAGCCCUUCCCGGGUGAGCUGCCUCCGACUCAUACUGCGGAUUUCUUUUGGACCUUGGCAGAUGAUUGGAUGGCGACAGGCUUCGAUGAGCUCUUGGUGAAGAUGGUCAGUUCGAAUCCUCAAGAACGCCCCAGGCCCAGCGAAGUCUUAGAAUCCAAUUGGUUCAAGACAGACUCUGUGACUGAGCAGGGCAAACCUGUGGAGUACACUUGCCCAGAGAUGCCAGUGGCAGAUUUUGCCGUGCUUUCGAGUAUGUUCACUGUCGUCCAUGUCUUCUCCUGUCUCACCUGCUGCGUGUGCUAUGGUGGGACAUGUCUCACAGCCAGUCGCCUGGCGGUGGAAGCAUGGAAAUGGUCCAUGGCCUGGGGGGGCCUGCUGAUGCUCCUCAGCCCCUUCGUGGCGCGCAUGACCACUGACUUGGCCAUCCUUUGGAUGAUUCUCAUGAUGCCCUGCGGGUUGGCUUUGAUGGUUGGCGCUUGCAAGUCCUUACCGGCGGACAAGGAAACCAAGGUCAAAUCCAUUCUGGUGGCCUCAGCCGUGCUGCUGGAUUUGCUGUUCGUGAUCGUCACGCGCUACUCCACACAGAUCGUCAUGGAUUUGGCGCUGGUCAUUACGAAACACUCCAACGUGGUCAUACAAGCCUUGAGCCUGGUGGCUGUGCCCUUUGCGAUGUACUUCAUGUGGAUCUUCACGCUCCUGCCCAUUCUGGCGCUCUUGUGCGGCUGCAUCUCGCUCGCGAGCCUUAAUGCACCGGGCGGGCCCCGCGAGAUGACGCAGCCGGGCAUGCCGGGAACUGAGUUGCGAGGAAUGGGCCGAGUGUAGGGAGCCAAGUGUGCACAGGACUCGCUGAAAGAUCCUGAAAUCCUGGAAGUGGAGUGCGUGAACACCAC
Molecule: messenger RNA, 2531 nt
Organism: Durusdinium trenchii
Lineage: Eukaryota; Dinophyceae; Suessiales; Symbiodiniaceae
Source: the annotation of a GenBank genome assembly